AUGCCUCUCACUGGCCACUGCCUUUGCAAGGCCGUCACGUACACCGUUGACCAGGAGGAGCCCCUCGUCACCGCCUACGACCACUGCGAUGAUUGCCAGCGUCAGACUGGUUCUACCUACUCUCUGGUCGCCGUUGUGUUGAAGGACAAGCUGUCCAUCUCCGGCCCCGUCAAGAGCUACGCGGGUCAGGGUAGCUCCGGUAUGGCCGUGCACCGCAUCUUCUGCUCUGAGUGUGGCUCGCCUAUCGCACACGACCCCGAGGCGGCCCCUCCGAUCAUUGCUCUGAAGGCCGGCACUCUGGACAGCGAGAUCAAGAAGAACCUGAAGCCAGACACUGAGAUCUGGACUGUCGGCAAGCUUCCCUUCUGCCAGGAGUCGCUCGCUCACCCCUUCGAGCACAUGCCCCCGUCCUAG
Messenger RNA from Penicillium macrosclerotiorum, 414 nucleotides. RefSeq names its product GFA family protein. The transcript is spliced from 3 exons. The coding region runs from base 1 to 414 and encodes 137 amino acids. Gene Ontology annotation, molecular function: carbon-sulfur lyase activity. The record is from RefSeq and is a predicted model, not a curated record. Lineage: Eukaryota; Fungi; Ascomycota; Eurotiomycetes; Eurotiales; Aspergillaceae.